Thamnophis sirtalis is the source of this 1640-nucleotide messenger RNA. Lineage: Eukaryota; Metazoa; Chordata; Lepidosauria; Squamata; Natricidae. The record is from RefSeq and is a predicted model, not a curated record.
CUCUCUCUCUCUUGCUCUCUCUCUCUCUCUCAGAUCACAUUUUUGGAAAUCUAUCACCCACCCACCUUAGCGCCAUGGCAAACCGAGGCCCCGCUUACGGACUCAGUCGGGAGGUUCAGCAAAAGAUCGACCGCCAGUACGAUCCGGAUCUGGAACAGAUUAUCAUCCAGUGGAUCAAGGCUCAGUGUGGACCAGACGUCGGGGAGCCCGAACCGGGUAAAGAAAAUUUCCAGAAAUGGCUGAAAGAUGGCACGGUGAGGGAUUUUAUUUUAUUUUUCGAUUUUGCUCUGUCGCCUCUAUUUUUCUUUUUCUUUCUGCCUGCUCUCCCUGUAUUGGAUGAAGCCGAACUGGCUGCCAAAAAUUAUUUCAGAGGGUAUUUUGAUCGAAUCCACUGUGGGAAGGGCGGAAGAUUUAAAGCAAAAAAAAAAGGUUUCUUGCUUAAUCUACCAUUAAACCAGCAUCGCCUUUCAACCUGGGAAUUUCCCUGUCCUCAUUCAGACUCCUUUUUUUUUUCUCUUUGCGUUGCUAGGAAAUCCCAGGAGAAUCGCCGGGCCUUCUCGGAUGACAAACUCCGAGAGGGACAGAGCGUCAUCGGGCUGCAGAUGGGGACAAACCGAGGGGCUUCCCAGGCGGGCAUGACGGGUUACGGGAUGCCCCGUCAGAUCCUUUGAGCCCACCGUCCCGGCCUUCCCCUCCACCUCCUCCAGUAUCUUCCUUUUUUUUUUUCCCCAGAGAACUUUCCGAGUUUGUUCUCCAAGAAGCGAUCCAUUUGGAGUCUCCCAUUUUUCCUUCAGACUCCCUUCGACCAUGUUUUUUUCCCCCAAUAUUAAAACCACAACAAAAAAUCCACUUUGGUUUCCUUCCCAGUCUCAGCCGAGAAUGAAUUUUUUCCCCCCUGCCUCUCCAUCAUCUCACGACCCUUCCAUUUCUCCAAAGGUGCCCAAGGAUUCCAAGCUUCUUUGGAAUCGAAACCCUUCUCUUCUGGACCAAAAUAAUCACCUUUUUUUAAAAAAGAAAGAAAAAGAAAGUCCUAAUGUUUCAGGGGGUUGUUUUGCUUCACCCCAAAAGACCCGUUAGAUGCUAUAGAAUAGACGGCGGGCGGUGCAACUGCGUUGCUUAAUUUUGGGUAAAUUUUUGAGGGCCGUGUGCACUCACACCCAGCCCUGCUUUGAAGGAAUAGGAAGAUUCAUCCCUUCCUCCAAAAUGUCACCCCUGGGGAGCUGGGUUCUUGGAAGAAGACCCCCCCCCCAUCUACGCUUCCUGGGUUCAGCUUUUAUUUUGAGGAGUGGGGGGAGGCGAUGUUGUUAAGAUUGGACAGAACCGUGCAGCCGAGUCUGCUCUUGCCAAAAUCCUUAAAUCGGUCAGGGGAAGAGGGUAAACCAUCCUUGGGGUACCCAGAUCCAUGGUGCUGGUGUAUAUUCUCCCCUCCACAGCUCGGCCUAAGCUUUUGCUCUUCAAAACAAAAAAAAGUUUCAAAAAGUUUGCUCUUGGCUUUCGGGAGUUUCCUUGAGUCCCCCAGCUUUUGGGAAGGGCAACACAGCCAGAAGCGUUAAUAACUACCCUGAACUUUGAAACGAGAUGUGGAAAGCAUCCUGCCUCAAGGCUCUUGAUAAGAAAUAAAGAUUGCUCAGUUCUUGUUG